CUUUGUCCUCGUCGGUCACUGGUCCUUCUUCACCUUCACAAUUAUUAAGAGUCCCCUCUACUCUGUUCAUUGAAUCUGCAAUUUCACAUCAACAGCCUCCUUAAGAGCUCUGUGGAAUCUUAUUCAUUUUUUUCUUGGUCAACCAUUUUGCUGGUCGUAUCGACUCUAACUUCAGUCUCUUGUUUGAGAUUUAGAUGUACUCUUUUUGGAACGUGUACUUCUAUUUAUCCUUGACAACUGUAUUUUACCGUCGUUCUAUUUUCAAGCUCUGAACCUCCCACACAGACCGCCACUAUCGACUCGCCUUAUUUAAUUCCGCGUGUCUGCCUGAGAACUAUCAUCAACCUGCAUAUAUAUCCUUUUGUCUCAUAUGGUCACAGCGCGUAUUUGGGCGGCAUGGAAUCCCAGGAUGGAAUAUCCGUCCGCCCGAUGAGGUUGAAAGUCCUCUAUACUUUCGACGAUGAUCACAAGACCAAUUGUUUGGCCCGAUGGCCUCAGCUCCUUGAUAUCCAGACGGCUCAACUCGAUGAGAAGACACAGAUCGGCGUUAUCGAAUUGAAGACUUGCAUUCAAGCCAUCGUGUCCGCAAGUCCGGAACUCGUGGCGAAACUAGGUCGGGAUUAUACGGUAUAUGCCUACGACUACUCAGAAUACGAAACGCCGUUGGUGGGCCAGGGAAUGCUGUCAUGGGUUCUUGCCUCAGCUUCCCCAACGCCAAAUGCCCCUGCACACCAAUCUAGGACGAUGGUGACUGGUCGUGUCUGCAAAAAUGUCCUUGGUCUUUUCUCAAAGGGCGCACAGGAGACGCUCGAGGUCAAACUGCGGCUCGUUCCUGUCCCCACAGUUCUCCAAGCCGAAUACCUUGAAAGCAUCCAGAAAUACCGCGAAUUGAGCAAUGUUAUCCCCCAUGACUUCGACGCCCAGGCAUGGACGAACUUUAUUCGGCAAAAUCCCGGAUUGAUGUCCUAUACCAAGCCGCAACAAGCCUCACACGCAGACUCGCCCGUGGAUCAGUCCGGAAUAGAGAGAGUACAUCAAAUUCUGAGUGAGGGAUCGACUCCCAGGGAUCUACAUUCGAUGCAUGGGAAUGAACCAUUUCAAGCAGCAUCGCCGGCUCCAUCCGCUUUUGCCCCCCCAAGCAGGCUGCCGACUCCUGGAGGGCAUCGUGAAGCAAGCGAACAACCACAGCUUCAGCAGACAAAACUACAACAUGACCUGAUUCGCCCUUCAUCGAGUGCUUCCAUGCGUGAUGCCGAAUUUCGCAUCCAGACAUUCCAUGCUGCCCGCAGGGAUUCUGUUCAAUCAGGAUAUGGUAGUGCGGAGGAUUCUGCGGAGCCUCCACAACGGAAAAGAGCCAAGCUGUACAGAGCUGACCAUCCAGCAAGGGAGGAUUUUAAUAUCGAAAGACAACCUGCUUCUUUACGAGUUGCGGCCAGUACAGCUGCCUCCGUGCGUAUUCAUCGCCCGUUUCCAGUUAACCCGUCUAUCUCUACUGCUCAACAAUCCAAUGAAGAACCUAUUCGCCCGCCGACUCCCAUCUCUCGUCCAAGUGACAUUCUCCGUCGACCACGCCCUCUCCGCAGCCAGUUGCGCGAAACAUCUACUCAGAGUAGCGUUUCGUACACAUCUCCUUACCCCAUGAGUGAUGACAAUCCCAUUGGUGAUACAAAUCUGCCGUCCCCGGAAGAAGAGUCUCGCUAUCAAGGCCUGUUUGAGCCCUCGUUUAGUAUGCCUUCAUCCCCACCAUUCGUCGACCGUGGGCUCCCGAGCCAAUCUAGUCCCGUCCUACCCACGCUGUCCAUGCAUCCAGAUUCCGGCUUCAUGAGCGGCGACUUGGAGGAAGAUAUCCUCGGUGAAGACGUCGCCACGCCGUCGGAAGAAUGCAGGAGGGUCGCCCCCAACCAACCGGCGAGAGAUCAGCAAAUCGUACGGCCCACCGUUACGUCGAGUUCCACGGCCAGCAUUCCUGCAACUUCGGGGAUUCAGAACCGACCUGUACCGGAACUGGCUGUAAAAGAGGUUGCUCCUCCCCCAGCGCCCACCAGCACUAGCGGAUCUCGACCAUGCUCAAGAGCUGGUGUGAGGCCGCCACCCAAGCCUUUGGCACCUGCGCCGAUGUCACGGAGUGAGGUUGAGCAGCUUAUCAACUCCUUUCCGGCGAGUGACCCAAUUAUGCCUCCCCAGGGAGCUUUACAGCACUCACACUCAUACUCUGGCCCGAUGAGCGAUUACUCUACCACUGAAACGCCUGCCCCUCAGCCGAUAGAGGAAGGUAAAGUCCGUAGCGGCGCAAGCACAAAAAGGCAGAAGCAGGUCCAAGCACGUCUGGACAAGGCUAUUCGGGAAGGCCAAGUUCCGCCAUACUGUGAGAAUUGUGGCGCCAUUGAGACCCCUACCUGGCGCAGAGCCUUUUGGAAAGAGAUUGCUGGCAGCGAGCAAGACGCGAAUGAAUUCGUCAAGGAUCGGUCUAUUUUGUUCUGGCGGGCACUCUUGCGCGAUGAAAAUGAAAACGUCGUCAAAUUCAAGAUUUAUAAGAAGUCGCUGGUUGACACUGACAAGGACUUUGUGCAGAUUUUACUCUGCAAUCCUUGCGGUAUCUGGCUUCACAAGUUCAAAGCCAUGCGGCCAGAAAACAGGUGGAAUAAGCAGCCACCAAGGGGCAAGCGGCAGCGUGGUGCACGCAAGGGUCCUUUGAACAAUGCAGCCACGAGGAGCCGCAGCAACGCUCAAUCGAGUAAACCAGCAGCAUCUUCUCCGGGACAAUCUGACGCCUCUUCUCCGGCAGUAGAAGAUGGAGCUACUCCACAAGGGGAUAACGAAAAUAACGAGAACGAUGACCAUGAGAAUGAUGAAGGAACGCAAGAGCCUCAGUCGAAGCGACGUCGUGCCAAUAGCGUUGAACCGCGCAAAUCAACGGAUACUGUGGAGAACCGUUGGCUGGGACAAGAUGCGAUCGAGGCCCUACAGCGGGCGAUUCAAUCGAGUCCCGCUCGCAACAUGAAAUCACAGAGCGUUUUACUGACGGAUGAGAAGAAUAAUGAGAAUCUCACUCCAAAGCCAGUCCGAAGAGCAUUGUUUCCGACUGCUCACAACGAUGGAAAGCUGAAGGUUCCUGACGAUUCGCUGAAGAACAGUCCACGGCGCAGCCCCCGAAUCGCUUCUCGAGAAUCAGAUAAACCGGGACCUCAGGACAAGGAAAACCAUGUUCCCGCAACGUACGAUGGUCUUGAUGAUCUAUUUGAAAAUCCGGAGUUCGAGUUUGAACUUCCCAGCAGUCCAACUCCCAGAAGACGAAAUGUGCGCCCUGGGAAUCUACUAUCGGAAAAAAGACUCUCCUUACCAUGCAAUUCGCCUAGCGCAGGGAGGCGAAGGGAUACGGCGGGCUUGGAUGGAUCACCAACGAAGCUUUCAGCGCAGAAGCUCCAGUUAGUUACGGGAAGCAGCCAGUCUUCUGCCGGUCCGAAUAAAGGUCACGAACGGGCCUGCUCCGAAAUUGCCGACUUGCCAUCUUUGCCGGAUGAUAGCCUCCACGAGGGAGUAUUCACCGGAGGGAUCGAUGAUAUGUUGAUGGACCUCUUUCGAGAUGGCGGCGUUGAUUCCUUUUACCAUUCUGACAGCAACUGGGCUGACUGGAUACCAGACUAUGUCCCGCCCGCUGAUGCAGAUGGAAGCAAUAAUCAGCAGGCAAACCAAGGGGUAAAUGACUACCCUGGGGAUAACGAACUCCUUGGUGCGAUCUUGACGGAUUCUGCAAUGCAGGUAGGAGGCAGUACGCAGUAGUACGCAUCCUCCAACAGGAACGAAGGAUGCUUUCCAUGGUCGCGGGCAGACUUUCCGGAACAAUCUGUUCCAUAUCGAAACGAUAUUUUACAUAUGCUUUUAUAUUCUUGUGUGCUGUGUUGUCUGAAGCGUCGGCGUUUGGUUGGAAGGGUCACUUUAUUUGGCGGCUUUUUUAUGUCGUAUUUUGUCCCGGGUCUCCUACUCAUCGUGGUUUAUUGAGUUUCAACAUCUAUGAUUUGAUUCGAGUGCAACUGAGGACGGUUGUGAUAUGAUGAUACCACUUACAGUUAUUAGCAAUUGAAAGAGAUAUCGAAAAUGUAUAACAUGUGAAGCCAAGC
Messenger RNA from Monascus purpureus, 4118 nucleotides. NCBI's taxonomy places the organism in Eukaryota, Fungi, Ascomycota, Eurotiomycetes, Eurotiales, Aspergillaceae. The record is from the annotation of a GenBank genome assembly.